Dromiciops gliroides (monito del monte) is the source of this 1191-nucleotide messenger RNA. It is a transcript of the gene MMAB, whose product is annotated as metabolism of cobalamin associated B. The transcript has 9 exons. The record is from RefSeq and is a predicted model, not a curated record. NCBI's taxonomy places the organism in Eukaryota, Metazoa, Chordata, Mammalia, Microbiotheria, Microbiotheriidae. Bases 111 to 848 code for a protein of 245 amino acids. Gene Ontology annotation, molecular function: corrinoid adenosyltransferase activity.
CCCUCGGCUGAGAGGCAUUGGCCAAUCGGACAGCGAGGACGCCCGGUGGUGCGGCGGGUGGAGUGACCUCGGGGGCGGUACGGGAGCCGGGCAGGGUCAGGCUGGCCGCGAUGGCUCUAUGGAGUAGGGGCGGCCAAAUGGGCCUGGGCCUGGACGUGGGCCUGGCCCGUCUCGUCUGCGCGCGGGGGCUUUGGUGCUCCCGAAGGCAGAGCCGCGGAUCCCAGCAAGGGGAAAGCGCCGAAAGGCCACCAUCUUCAUCAGAGACAAGGAAGCUGCCCAAGAUUUACACCAAAACGGGAGACCAAGGUUUUUCCAGCACUUUCACUGGGGAAAGGAGACCGAAAGAUGACCAAGUGUUUGACGCCUUGGGAACAACUGAUGAACUAAGUUCAGCCAUUGGGUUUGCCAUCGAAGUCAUGACAGAAAAAGGCCAUACGUUCGUGGAUGAACUUGAAAAAGUCCAGUGCAGGUUGCAGGACGCCGGCUCCGCCAUUGCCACACCACUGUCUUCCGCCAGGGAGGCUCACUUGAGGCGCACAGCGUUCAGUGAGGAUGCCGUCCGGGACCUGGAGCGCUGGAUAGAUGCAUACACCAGCCAGCUCCCUGCCCUCACAGCCUUCAUUCUGCCCUCAGGAGGCAAGAGCAGCACAGCACUCCACGUAUGCCGAGCCGUGUGCCGAAGGGCUGAGAGACGUGUGGUUCCUCUAGUCCAGGCUGGGCAGACGGAUGCGAAUGUGGCCAAAUUCUUGAACAGACUCAGUGACUAUCUCUUCACUUUGGCCCGAUAUACAGCCAUGAAGGAGGGGAGGGAAGAAAAGAUAUACCGAAGACAGGACCCCUGCCCCUAAGGCUGGGACACUGAGGGACGCUGGGGACAUCCUGUAAAGAGGAAGGCCGGUGCCCUCCUUCUCCCAUCACAGCAAGGGGGGGAAGGAGUUACCAUGUGUAGCGUCCAGACCCAGGACUGUCCUGAUGAAAAGCCUGAACCCCAGCCCCACCCCUCCCCCUUACUCAGAUCGAAUUUCAGCCCCUUCCCGGCCCCCUCCACGUCUCAUCCUCAUCCACUCUGAGCAGCCAGCACCCCCAGUGAUGGGGAGGCCUAGCGUCUCUGAAAACAAAACUAUCAGACCCGCGUAGGCCAGAUGCCAAAGGUGGCCACAGAAUAAAAGGCACGCCUGAGUCCCGCGUGUA